AAAUAAUUAAUACGGAAAAAAAGAAAAAAAAAAAAGGGUGGGAGCCUACUGUUUACAGAGAAGCGUCAAUCAAGAACGAUCAGCGUUGAGCGACAGCGCAUCUUUUAGAGACUCUCUCUCUUCCUCUUCGUUUGAUCGAUUCUUUCGUCUGUCGUUCUCUAAGAGAGAGAGAGAAAAGUCAAGAGAAGAAAAGAAAAGAAAAUCAAGGGCCAAGCAACACGUGAUUAAUUAAAAAAAAAGGGACAGGAAAUUGAAAAUCGAAUAGAGAAAGAAGGAGGCGGAGAUUUUUUUUUUUUUUGGGGUUGAGCGAUCUGAGCGGUUAGAGGGUACAAAUGGGGACUCUUCAAACAUGGAGAAAAGCGUAUGGCGCUCUUAAAGAUACAACCAAAGUCGGUCUCGCUCAUGUCAACAGUGAUUACGCGGAUUUGGAUGUGGCUAUAGUUAAAGCUACCAACCAUGUUGAGUGUCCUCCCAAAGAAAGGCAUCUUCGAAAAAUCUUCAUGGCCACAUCAGCCAUUCGGCCUCGAGCAGAUGUUGCUUAUUGCAUUCAUGCGCUUGCCCGGCGAUUGGCCAAGACUCAUAAUUGGACGGUUGCCUUGAAAACACUCAUAGUUAUCCAUAGGGCAUUGAGGGAGGGUGAUCCUACUUUCAGAGAAGAACUUUUAAACUUCUCACAAAGAGCACGUAUUCUUCAACUUUCUAAUUUCAAAGAUGAUUCUAGCCCUAUUGCAUGGGAUUGCUCUGCCUGGGUACGUACAUAUGCAUUGUUUUUGGAAGAAAGACUCGAAUGCUUUAGGAUUCUGAAGUAUGACAUUGAAGCUGAGCGUCUGCCAAGACCUGCCCAGGGGCAGGAUAAGGGUUACAGCAGAACCAGGGAGUUGGACAGUGAAGAAUUGUUGGAGCAAUUGCCUGCUCUGCAGCAAUUGCUCUAUCGUCUUAUUGGUUGCCGGCCAGAAGGUGCUGCUAUAGGCAACUAUGUUAUACAGUAUGCUUUGGCUCUGGUAUUGAAGGAGAGCUUCAAAAUAUAUUGUGCUAUUAAUGAUGGAAUUAUCAAUCUUGUCGACAAGUUUUUUGAGAUGCCAAGGCAUGAAGCUGUCACGGCACUUGAUGUAUACAAGCGAGCUGGUCAGCAGGCUAAUAGCCUUUCUGAUUUCUAUGAUGUUUGCAAAGGAUUGGAACUUGCUAGGAACUUCCAGUUUCCUGUUCUCAGGGAGCCACCACAAUCCUUUCUCACUACCAUGGAAGAGUACAUCAGAGAGGCACCACGUGUGGUUUCUGUUCCAACGGAACCAUUGCUUCAAUUAACAUACAGACCUGAGGAAGGUCCCUCUGAAGAUACUAAAUUAUCCAAUGAUGAACCUGAGCCAUCUGCUCUUGCUGAUGAUAUUGCUGUUUCUGGUGUUGAGACUGUUCCGGUUCCCCCUCCUCUACCUCAGAACAAUGCGGAUGGUGGAGACUUACUGGACUUGAGUUAUUCUGCCCCUGAUGCCUUGGCAAUUGAGGAAAGUAAUGCUUUAGCUCUAGCCAUAGUUCCUACUGAACCUGGUACUGGUCCAACAUUUAAUUCUACAACUGGUCAACCAAAAGAUUUUGAUCCUACUGGAUGGGAACUUGCCCUUGUCACCACACCAAGUAGCGAUAUUUCUGCAGUUAAUGAUAGGCAAUUGGCUGGUGGGUUGGACUCGCUCACUCUCAACAGCUUGUAUGAUGAAGCAGCAUAUAGAGCUUCUCAGCAGCCUGUAUAUGGAGCUCCAGCUCCAAAUCCGUUUGAGGUACAAGACCCAUUUGCCAUGUCAAAUAACAUUGCUCCCGCUAGAGCAGUUCAAAUGGCAGCAAUGGCUCAACCGCAAAGCAAUCCCUUUGGUCCAUACCAACCUACCUAUCAGCAGCCACUGCAGCAGCAACAUAUGAUGAUGAGCCCAUCAAAUCCAUUUGGUGAUGCAGGGUUUGGGGCAUUUCCAGUGAACCAAAUGCCCCCUGUUGCUCAGCCACAUGCUAAUAAUCCAUUUGGAAGCACAGGCCUUUUGUAAUGUUAAAUGUGAAGAGUGAGAUUGGUGUAUUUUGGUUGGUGCAGUUGGUUUGGGCAUCUUUUGGAGAGAAGAGUGUGUACCCACAAGAUGAAUGGCUUUCAGCAUGUGUUGUACAAGUCAGCGAGUGAAUAGUUAAAAUGUUGUAAUAACUAGUUGAUACAAUCCAGCAUACUACAAGGUUAUUUGAAUGUCUUCCAACUCUGCCCUCUUUUAAGUUGUUAUUUUUUAUUUUUUUAUUUUUUUGUGACCGACGGUAAAAGGAGGAAAGUUUUGGAAGAGAAAAAAGGGAGAAGUGGAGAAUAUGUAUAUGUAUCUGAAACUGAAUAGCUGCUUCUAGUUUCAUUUAGCUAGGAAAGUAAAGAUUGUAGGGUUUAGAUUUCUCAAGGUUGAGAUUCAAGUGUUGCUAAACUUGGAGGUAUAAUCUCACUCUUCCUUGGCAUUGUGCCCUGUGGCCAUGCAAGGAUGGGGAUUCAUUUGAAUACAGUUGCCAUUCUCCAUUCUC
Molecule: messenger RNA, 2532 nt
Organism: Theobroma cacao (cacao)
Lineage: Eukaryota; Viridiplantae; Streptophyta; Magnoliopsida; Malvales; Malvaceae
Product: ENTH/ANTH/VHS superfamily protein
Biological process (GO): vesicle budding from membrane; clathrin coat assembly; clathrin-dependent endocytosis
Cellular component (GO): clathrin-coated vesicle; clathrin-coated pit
Molecular function (GO): clathrin heavy chain binding; 1-phosphatidylinositol binding; SNARE binding
Source: RefSeq, a predicted model, not a curated record